Messenger RNA from Sitodiplosis mosellana (orange wheat blossom midge), 13575 nucleotides. RefSeq lists its product as uncharacterized. Lineage: Eukaryota; Metazoa; Arthropoda; Insecta; Diptera; Cecidomyiidae. The transcript has 19 exons. Gene Ontology annotation, biological process: ammonia assimilation cycle. Gene Ontology annotation, molecular function: FMN binding; iron ion binding; glutamate synthase (NADH) activity. The coding region runs from base 6444 to 12758 and encodes 2104 amino acids. The record is from RefSeq and is a predicted model, not a curated record.
CCCGACGAGAAUCAGUUUUCAUAGAGCCAGCAACGAGUUCAGUUCAAAUUGUGAAUUCUCUUGUGCGUGAAAUUCUAACGAAUAUUCAAUACCUUACAGAAGAAGAAGAAGAAACAAAAAAAACAUACAUACAUAUUACAUACGAAUAUAUAGAAAAGAAAAGAAAUCACUCAAGUUUUAACGAAUUAUAACGAGUUCUAUUCAACCAUCUUCAUUAAUAGAAAAGUAAUUACAUAUUUUUAUUUGUUGUCAUCAAUUUUGAUAGUUGAGAGUGCGGAGUCAAUGUUUCAGACACACAUUUUCACACGCAGAGAGAGCGAGUGAGUGUGAGGAACAUCGAGAACAAAAUCAUGCGAGAAAGAAAAAAAAAAAUUCUGUUCUGUUGUUGCGAGUGAGAAAGUAAUCGAAAUUGUUUGAAACAGUUGUCGACCUUUGAUUUAGUAUUCUUCAUAGAUUAUUUACAUUUUUCAAGCACCACCGAAAUUAGAAUCAAUUCAAAUUUUCAAUUCAUGUUUUACGUCGAAUCCGCGUGUACAAAUUUAAUGCUCGUGCAUACGGCUGAGAUAUAGACCAGAAGAUAGAGUCAGUAAAAAAAAAACGCUUGUGGUGGUGGUGGUGGUGGUGGUGAACGAGAAUAGAACACACAUCCCAGAAGUGUAUUUAUUCAUAAUCAUGCACAUGUUAAUUGAAAAAAAAAAAAAUCAGUUGGGACAAAUCAACAUUAUCAGAAAAAUAGAUAGAAGAAAAAAAAAACAACAACCCAGUUAUGAAAAUCAGUUGAACAGCGCAAAUACAGCGUAUGUGCUUAUUAACGGUAUUUCGUUUAUAGAAUUCUGUUUCUUUUUUCUGCUUACGAAUCCAAAAGAGAGAUAGAAACAACGCGAAGAAAGGAAGAAACUAAAUAGAAACGGUGAAAAUUUUCUUGUGUUUUCGGUAAUCGUUGGCUUGUUUUUCGCUUUCGAAUGCAUUUCGUUUUCAUCGUUAUUUUUGUUGUUGUUGUUUUGUACUUCGUUUUGUUAUUAACGAGAAAAAAAUUUCGAAUCGGAUGGACUAGGUGGUCGGUACACAUGAAAGACGUUAGUGAGAAAUCGGUGUUGGAACAUUUUCCAAUGGCAUAUAGUUGUUUUCUUUUCUUUGUCCACUUUUUCACACAUUUUCGAUCAUUUCACACAUGUUCUCGUUUCGUGAUAUCAGAUUUCUAAUCGGGUCUAAUUGGUAGUCAUCGUCGUGGUCGAAGAAUAAGCCAGAAUUGGUGUUAGUAUAGCUGAGACGGACAAAAUCGUCAUCAUAUCAUCGACGUCAUUACGGGUGCGAUAAAAGAGAAAAGAAUUUCUUAUUACGUCAUAACUUCGACUUUUGUGUGUGUGUGUGUGUGUGUGUGUGUGUGUGAUGUGUAUACUAUUGUGGAUUGACAUGUGUAUGUGUUAGUGCUAUGUGCAUGUGUUUCAUGUGUCUCUGUUAUGGGCGCUUCAAAUGGAAAAUUGAAAGCGUCCAUACACAUCUCUCUCUCCCUCGUGUUUCACUGGAUGGCUUUUAAAUAGAUUGUUUAUUGAUGUCGGGCCUCUUCUCUUGCUCCUGUGUCUGUGUCUGUGUCUGUAUCAUGGCCUGGCGUAUAUCAUCCCCUUGCGCGAUUCUGUUUAUUUCAGAGUUGUGUCGUUGUUUUUUCUUUCAGAGUUUUAUUUUUGUUUGCAAAAAUUUGCUCAUUGAAAGUGGCAGCAAAUUUCAAAGCCAUUUGUGAUUGUGUCAACAACACAACCACUGCUUGAUAUACGAACUACGACUGAAGUAAGUUUAAAAAUAUGAAAAACUGAGAAGGCAAAUGUCUAACAGCCAAAAUCAUCGAAUUACAUCCCAAAAAAACAAGCACACACUUAUAUGGAUUUUUCCACAAAAACACCAUCAAUUAAGUCUGCCAUCAUUUUCAGUUUCGUUCGUCUCAGUUUACAAUCAUUUUUCAUCGCCCGACACUUUACAACCGAGUUUUAGGAGCCAAAAUUCUGCACUCUGCUCCUUUUGCUCACACAUGGAAAAUUUCGUUGUUUCAUCGCGCAAAAGAAAAUCAUUUCCGUCGUUAACAUUUUGUUCACUUGCUACAUAUAUUUCGAUGCUUAUGCUUCGGUUAUACUUAGAAAAAUAAAAUAAACGUCGUGAAGCCACUAACUACUGUUAAGUUCUUUCGCAACAGCGAACGGAGCAGAAGUAUUCAUUCUAUUGGAGAAUGGAUUGUUGUUGUUGUUGUUGGUCGAGUGUGUGUGUGUGUGUAUAUUUUCGGCAAAGUAUAUAAAGAGAAUCUACGUCGCAAAAAACAAUCGAUGUACGAUAACAACAGGAACAGUUGGUGCGAAAGGAGGUCGGGUCCAUUCAAGGACGAAUAGAAGUUUUACAAUUAUCACAUCUAAUUUUUUGUUGUUGUUUCGUAUUCGGUUCGAUUGCUCAACGGCAAAUUUCGAGUGUGUGAUGCUCGAAAGACGAGUCAGCGGCAAGGGAAUCGGAAAGAUUGUGCGCGAAGCACGAAAAUUCAAUUUUCCAUGAGCUUUUCAUGUUCGACACAUUCGAUUUCUCACUCAUACUCUUGAUUUUUCGUACGAAACGAUGAGAGAUGCGCCAAUUCCUUGCCCGAAAACGGAAACAUCGAGAAACGGCGACGCCAUUGAAUUAGAUUUUCUGCGUUGAUUUCAUUCCGAACGCAUCCAAAGCAUCAAUGUAUGAAUUAUGCUGCGUACGAAGGGCAUUCCAAUUUCAUUUUCUCUCUGUCUGUCUCACACGCACUCACAUUGCCAUGUGACGACUUCAAUGUGUAUCUUAUGGUAAUGUGUACUCAUUACAACGGCAUAUUUGCUUUAGCCAUAGCGACACAUUUCGGCCCAAACGCGACUCAUUUCGAUUCUUUUGUGAAUUGGAUUAGCGAUGGCCAUUCAGGGUUCAAAACCUAUGGUAUGUAGUGCAAAUCAACGUAAAAUGAAUCAGAAAAUAUUCGACCAUAAAAAAACUCGUGAUAAUUUUUCUCUCGUUUCAUUUCAUUCAAAGCUAUAAAAUCCGCUUCGACCUUAACCAAAUUAAAGUCUGUCUCGGAAUUUGGAUCAAAUGAUUAGGAGUUUUUUUUUGGUUUAGUGCUUGUCGGCGGUUUUGUACGGUGAAAAAAAUGUUUUUUCUUUAAUCUGACUGUGGCCGUAAAUUAUCACACUGAAAACUAUGAAGUGCUGACAUGACAGAAUCUCAUCAAAACUUUAAUAUCGUUUCGCCGAACGAAACAAAAAGCGAACAGCGAAAAUUGGUUCGCAAAAUAGCGAACCGAAUUGUGAUUUCAUGCGUAUCGCCAAUUGAUUUUCUAUGCUGGUCGGUUUUUCACUCUCUCCCCCUUUCACUCUGUCCGUCUGUGUCACAUUCCCCUUGGUACAGCGUAGAAGUGCGAGUAUUAUCGGUCAUUUACUUAUUACUUUUGCCUUUGAAACUGCAUCCGAACUGGCAAGAACUUUCUAUGACACACACUCGCCAUAACUUUUUUUCCGCUAAUUUUUCACUCUUUCGCAAUUUGAAAACGACUUUUUUGCGAGAGUGCCUUUGAUGUGUUGAAUUGCAUGGCAUACAAACACACAGAGGGAUGGUGGGAUGUAGCGAAUGGCAAUUCAGGCCAGAAAUACUCCAGCAAACGAUGGAAAAUGAAUAUCAUUUUCGAUGCGCAAUAAAUCCAUAUCAAAAUGAUUUUACCAUUAUCCUUUCUAUCUAUCUUUGCCAGUUCCAUGCCAAAAAUGUUAUUAAUUCCAUUCAGAGAGAUAGAAAAUUAUUAUGUAAGCUAGCGUUCGCUGAUCGACAGACAACAAAGACACAACAGCACAUCACAUUUGCACAAUGACAUGUGGGCGACGAAUCUUUCUCUUCCGAAACAUCGUUGUCGUUGUCUUCGUCGUCGUCGCGCAAUGUGCACUAAGUGGCCCUCUUGAUGUCUCAUACCAUUCAAUUAAAUUCCAGAUGAAGCACCGAACUUUCUCGAAACACACAAUUUCUCUCCGUUUUUCUCUCUGCAGCCAGCCAUUUGCUGCACCACAUUGACCGCCGAAAAGAGAAUCACUUGCGCACCGGUUUUUGUUUUCAGAAAAAACAUCGUGGAAAAAAUACAAUUUCAAAAGCAAAACAUAAAAAUUCGACAAAUUCAAAAUUCAUACCUUUCGCGGAAAUUGCUCAUUUUUACAACUUUAGAUAGUUGCGAGCUCAUACAAUUCAUUCAAUAAUUAAUUGCUUUCGGAAUUUAUGGUUGAGGCACUUCACUGAGCUAUUUGCAAUCUCACAUGACGCACCCAGGAAAAAAAUUUAUUGCUUUUUUAUGAAAACACAAAUUUCUAUUGAACUCGAUUCUAUCGUUGCGAUUGAACCGGAUGCUCUAUAUAAACUGCAAGCGAAAAUGCAUUAAAAUUCUCAUUAAAUUCAUAUUGCAACGACGAAUCGCGCUUGGAAUCGUGUGUCAGAAUGUGCAUCGAAGUAUAAACGAUUACAAAGAUUGCAAAGAGUCUAGAAAAAAUUAGCUAAAAUGAACGGAAAAAGACUAGAAUUGGGUGAAGAAGAAAAAAAAAAGACUUAAAAAAGAAUCGAGAAAAGAGUUGUUAAAUCAUUGAAAAUCAAAAUCAAGUCAUAGAAUUUCGCCUAAUUUCCCAAUUUCUUAACUUCAUUUAUCAAAUCUGGCUUUUUCAUUGUAUUUUCUUGAAUCAUUCUGGAAAAUUGUUUUCUCCAUUAUUAUUUUCUCAAUUUUUCCACUUUUUUUUCUCUAUAUCAUUGUCUCAAUUUGUGAUUCAAUUCACCAGAGAGAGUCUGAGUGAGAGAGAGAGAGAAAGAACGUGCGUGAUAGAAAGAGAAAUGGUUAAUCAAUUUCUAUGUCGACAUGAGAAUAUUUGAUAUUUGAUAAAAACCAGCAGUGCCAUGUAGUUGCUUUAAAAGAACAAUGUCGAAAUUGUCUUGAACCGCACAAAGUGAACGAUAGAAAUAAAAAUAUUUCGACUAAAUGCUAUCCGUAUGCAAAUAUGUUAAGUGAUGGUUCUACAGAGUCACAAAUACGUCGUCAGAAAGACAUGUUUCGCAAAUAAAUGACGAACAACAAAAGAGAAAAAGAAAAAACUCUCUCAAAAGCAAAUAUAGAAUUUGAAGUGGAUAUUUUUGUAUAGCCGAAUGAUUUUAUCCAGAACGUCAAGAGAAUGGAAGAGAUUUAGAUUAUGACAAGAAAAGCAGCCAUUUGUAAAGACAGUAUGUGACAGAAGUCCGUAAUCUGUGAACCGCAUAUUUUCCGCCUUGUGUGUAUGUGUUGCCUCGCUGUACUGUUCGAUACCUGCAAGAUCGCAGAUUCAACGCGAAUUACUCGGCAUCAAAGCAAUUGUGUUUUUUAACAGUUCAGUCUCAUUAAUUGAUUGGAUGCAAUUUUGCAAGCGAAAUAAGUGCAUUUUUCAAUUAUAAUGGAAUUAAUUAUUACUAAUAAAGUGUGGUUUUUUCAUUACAAGAAUGCAGAAUCGAUCGAUUAGAGUGUGUGAUUUGAUAAAUAAAAAAAAAAUGAUUGAUUGCGAUUUUAUUUUCUCAAUGGAGUUUUGGGCCUGACCGAUUCCAACGAACGGCAACGGGGUGCGAAACAGAGACGGAGAAUCAUUUGAGCCAAUGUUCUAAUACGUUAUACAAAUAGAUAAAACCGUUCAUGUGCGCAUUCAUCGUGAUUUGGGAGCGGGCAAAGAAAGAUGUAAACGAAGCAAACGCGAGAGAAGAAUGUCUGGUUAUACGGCUGCAGCUUGUGAGUGGCAGGAAACAAGAGCAAAGUUGUACGAAACUUGUUGAACUUAAGCAAGCCAAAGUUACGUUGAUAACUGAUAAAACUAAACACAAUAACAUCAGAAAAAAAUAUAAACACACACACAAAGAUAAAAUUAGAAAAACAAACACACACACACACACGUACAUACAUAAAGUGAGUCUUCCAUCGAAUGAAUUAAAACAACAGAAAAACUUAUAAAAGAAAAUAAUCCACAAGUGUAUUAUAAUUUUAAUUACAAUUAUAUAAUCGCAUAAAAUUAAGAUAAAAAACAAUAAAAAAACACAAACAUUUCACCAAUAUCAAUCAAUAGUUACAAUAAAAACAAUAAAUUAGAUCCUACAAUCCAACUACGUUACGGUUUAGUUUCUAAAUAGACAUUGAGACAAUAACAGUAGAAACAAUCAUCGUUUGGCUGAACAUCGACGCAUCUAAUUAAAAAAAAAAAAAAAACAAAGAAAAAAAGCAUUAUCUCAUUUGAUCAAAAUUAACUGUUAUUAGUGUUAUUUUGUUCGUACGUUCAAAAGGUGUGUCAGUGUGUGGACUCUUGAAAAAAGAACAAAGUUCUCGAAGGAGUUUGAUUCGCAACGUUGUAAAGUGUGUUGAGAGAAAACCCAGCCGAGCGAGCGAGCGAGCGGAAAAAAAGAGAGGGAAUAAUACGAUGUCACCACCGAAUAAUGGCACAGCUUAUGAUUCGACACCGGAAACGGGCAAUCGAUGCAAUGACACUACGAACCGCAACGAUGAACGAUACGAGCAGCAGCAACAACACCAACGCAAACAACAACUGGACUGGGAAGGUCCGCCAGCUCAAGGACUUUAUGAUCCGGUGAACGAGCACGAAGCAUGCGGUGUCGGUUUCAUUGUUGCCAUUGAUGGAAAACGAAGCCACAAGAUUUUGCGUGAUGCACAAAAAUUAUCGUCUCGCAUGAAUCAUCGUGGUGCGUGCGCAUGUGAUAAUGACACGGGUGACGGUGCUGGCGUUCUCUCGGCCAUCCCCCAUGAACUCUACAAGAAGGAAUGUGCCAAGGAGAAGAUAACGUUACCGGAACCAGGAAAAUAUGCGACUGGAAUUUUGUAUUUGGACGAGACAACACACGGCGAGAUCGAGAAGGAAUUCGAAGCGGUGGCCACAAGCGUUGGAUUAACGGUGUUGGGAUGGCGUACAGUGCCGACAGAUAGUUCGGCUAUUGGCCGUGUUGCGCGCAAAAGUGAACCACUGUCGCGCCAAGUAUUUUUAUGGUCAACCAAUGCUGUGCUCACCGAAGACGAAUUCAUUCGUGCCGUUUUCGUGUUGCGAAAGCGUGCCACCCAUGAGAUCAGCCAUGAAAAGCGACGCUUCUACAUCUGUUCGCUAUCGCAUCGUACCAUUGUUUACAAGGGUCUAUUCACAUCCGAUCAACUGUGGAACUAUUACAUUGAUCUGUUGAAUCCGGAAUUUGAUUCGUAUUUGGCGCUGGUGCACACACGGUUCAGUACAAACACUUUUCCGUCAUGGGAACGUGCGCAUCCGUUGCGGUGUUUGGCUCAUAACGGUGAAAUUAAUACGCUGCGCGGCAAUGUCAAUUUAAUGAAAGCUCGUGAAGGUGUGAUGCAGAGUGCCAAAUAUGGUGAUGAUCUAAAGAAAUUGUUCCCGGUCGUUGAGCCAGGUCUUUCCGAUUCCGGAUCGGCCGAUUGUGUACUGGAAUUCCUAACGAUGGCCGGUGAACGUUCCAUGCCCGAAGCAGUGAUGACAAUGUUCCCGGAAGCCUGGCAAAAUGAUCGAACAAUGCAUCAAGAGAAACGUGACUACUAUCAAUGGGCUGCAUGCGUAAUGGAACCAUGGGAUGGUCCAGCUCUUGUUUCAUUUACCGAUGGACGAUACAUUGGCGCUGUGCUCGAUCGUAAUGGUUUGCGACCAUCACGGUUUUACAUCACCAAAGAUAACAUUUUGGUCAUGGCAUCCGAAGUUGGCGUUUAUGAUGUACAUCCCGAACAUGUGGUGCUCAAGAGCCGCUUAAAACCUGGACGCAUGUUGUUGGUUGACACCCAGGAAAAAAAAUUCAUUCAAGAUGUUGAAUUGAAGUCACACAUUGCCAAAUCCAGACCCCAUUCCGAAUGGUUAAGGGCUAAGAUCACAUUGGAAGACUUGCGACGCCACGAUCUCUUGUCAAGCUACACAACAACCGUAGCAGCCGUAAAUAACAAUAAUGUGAAUGGAAUGGACGAACCACGAGGUAUAUUCGAUCCACGAUUGCCACUUUACAAUUAUACAGCUGAAACGGUGAAUAUGUUGCUUGUACCGAUGAUUAAGAACAAAAAGGAAGCGCUUGGUUCAAUGGGUAACGAUGCACCGUUGGCGUGUUUGUCACGUUUUCAACCUUUACCAUACGAAUAUUUUAAACAACUAUUCGCCCAGGUCACAAAUCCACCAAUCGAUCCUUUCAGAGAAAGGAUUGUUAUGUCAUUGCAAUGUCCAAUUGGACCGGAAGCCAAUUUAUUGCAUCCAUCGGCUGAACAAACGCAUCGUCUGUGGAUUUCGAAUCCGAUUAUCAGCCGCACCGAUUUGGCCAUUUUGAAGCGGACCAACCACAAGGGCUGGAAAUCAAAGGUCAUUGACAUUACGUUCCCGUAUGGUGAAGGAAUUGCUGGCUACGAUCAGGCGCUGACACGAGUUUGCCGUGAAGGACAGGAAGCCGCUGAAAAUAACUAUCAAGUGCUGAUUUUAUCGGAUCGUAAUGCGGGCAAAGAACGUGCACCAUUGUCGGCCCUAUUGGCAUGUGGUGCCCUGCAUCAUCAUUUGAUCGAAACACGAAACCGUAUGCGAGUCGCUUUGGUCAUUGAAACGGCUGAAAUUAGCGAAGUGCAUCAUGUUUGCGUGAUAUUGGGCUAUGGUGCCGAUGCAAUUUGCCCAUAUUUGGCAUUUGAAUUGGCUGGUGCACUGCGCGACGAAGGUGUUCUCGAUCAAUGUAUCACCGAUCAACAAAUUUAUGCAUCGUAUGCACAGGCUAUCGAAACAGGUAUUUCAAAAGUGAUGGCCAAAAUGGGUAUCAGUACAUUGCAAUCGUACAGAGCGGCGCAGAUCUUUGAAAUCGUCGGUUUGGGCACGGAACUGGUUGAUCGAUGCUUCCGCGGUACGCAAUCGCGUAUCGGCGGUGUUACAUUGCAAAUUAUCGCGGCCGAAAAUUUGUAUCGUCAUCAAAUGGCUUAUGCACGAGAGAAACCCGAUCAAUACAUCCUUCGUAAUCCCGGUGUUUACCAUUGGCGUAACGGUGGUGAAGGCCACAUUAAUGCACCCGGCUCAAUUGCUAGCUUGCAAGAAGCGGCCAUCAAUAACAAUAAAAAUGCAUUUGCCCUGUUCCGCGAUCAAACGUUGGCCAGUGUCAAACAGUGCACAUUGAGAGGUCAAUUGGAAUUCGUCGAUGAUCGCGAAAAGAUUGAUAUCAGCGAAGUUGAACCGGCUGCUGAAAUUGUUAAACGUUUCGCUACCGGUGCCAUGAGUUUUGGUAGUAUUUCGCUCGAAGCACACUCCACAUUGGCCAUUUCGAUGAACCGCAUCGGUGGCAAAAGUAACACCGGUGAAGGUGGUGAAAAUCCAGACAGAUACUUGAAUCAAGAUCCACAGAACAACCAACGUUCAGCAAUCAAACAAGUUGCAUCUGGUCGUUUCGGUGUGACUGCAUCCUAUUUGGCAAAUGCCGAUGAUUUGCAAAUCAAAAUGGCGCAAGGUGCCAAGCCAGGUGAAGGUGGUGAAUUGCCCGGAUACAAAGUCACCAAAGACAUUGCUGACACUCGUCAUUCAGUCGCUGGCGUUGGUUUGAUCUCACCACCACCACAUCACGACAUUUACUCGAUUGAAGAUUUGGCCGAAUUGAUCUAUGAUUUGAAGUGUGCCAAUCCAAAUGCUCGCAUCAGCGUUAAAUUGGUAUCCGAAGUCGGAGUUGGUGUCGUUGCUGCUGGUGUUGCAAAAGGAAAAGCCGAACACAUCACUGUGUCUGGUCACGAUGGUGGUACUGGUGCAUCAUCAUGGACUGGUAUCAAAUCGGCCGGUUUGCCAUGGGAGCUUGGUGUGGCUGAAACACAUCAAGUGUUAGUGUUAAAUAAUCUGCGAUCCAGAGUGAUCUUGCAAGCUGAUGGACAGCUACGAACUGGUUUCGAUGUUGUUGUGGCCGCUCUUUUGGGUGCUGAUGAAUUUGGUUUCAGUACUGCACCGCUCAUCGUUAUGGGUUGCACAAUGAUGCGAAAGUGUCACUUGAACACUUGCCCAGUUGGUAUUGCUACGCAAGAUCCGGUAUUGAGAGAGAAAUUUGCCGGCAAACCAGAGCACGUCAUCAACUUCUUCUUCUUGUUGGCUGAAGAUAUCCGUGAAGUCAUGGCCAAUUUGGGUAUUCGCAAAUUCCAAGAUUUGAUUGGUCGCACCGAUUUGCUGCGUGUUAAGAAAGAUUUACCGCAAAAAGAGUCAACACUUGAUUUCUCGUUGAUUCUCAAGAGUGCAUUGGAUUUGCGGCCAGGCACCAACAUUCGCGGUGGUUCGGUCAAACAAGAUUUCGGCUUAGAGACACGUGCCGACAACGUUUUGAUCGCCAAAUCACUUGGUGUGAUCAACGGCAACGAGAAACAUGUUGAUAUCGUUUCGGUUAUCAACAAUGAAGAACGAGCCUACACCAGCACACUCAGCUACACCAUUGCAUGCAAACAUGGUGACAGUCUCCCAGAUGGAAGAACCAUAAAUAUUUCGUUGAAAGGAUCGGCUGGACAAAGUUUCGGUGCAUUUUUGGUUGGCGGCAUUACACUUAAUUUGGAGGGUGAUGCCAACGAUUACGUUGGCAAAGGUUUGUGCGGCGGCACAAUCAUCAUUCAACCACCAAAGGAAUCGACAUUCGAAUCACAUUUGAAUGUUAUUGUUGGCAACGUGUGCUUGUACGGUGCUACAAGUGGAAAGGCAUAUUUCAGAGGCAUCGCCGCUGAACGGUUCUGCGUCCGUAAUUCAGGUGUGACAGCCGUUGUUGAAGGUGUUGGUGACCACGGUUGUGAAUACAUGACUGGCGGUAUAGUUGUGGUUUUGGGUUUGACCGGCAGAAACUUUGCAGCUGGUAUGUCAGGCGGUAUUGCAUACGUUUAUGACACCGAUGGAUCAUUCCGAGGCAAAACAAAUGCCCAAACGGUUGAUUUGUUGUUGUUAGAUCAAGACAAGGACAAGGCAGUCGUGAAGGCAUUGCUUGAAGAGUUCGUUGAGCACACUGGUUCAGUGAUUGCCAAGCAAAUCUUGUCAACCUGGCCAGCCGAAUGCAAACGAUUCGUCAAAGUUUUCCCAUUCGAGUAUCAGCGUGCAUUGAAAGCAAUCGAAGAAGAAAAGGCCCAAAAAUCGCUGGGUAAAUUGAUGAAGCAAAACAGUGCCGUUGCAUUGCCAAACGGCAAAGCCGAGCCAGCAAUUCAAGACAUUGAAGAAUCCAUCCGCGAUGAGAAGCUCACUGGAAAAUUGGCCGAAAAAGUGUUGGACAAAACUCGUGGUUUUAUCAAGUACAAGCGUGAAAAGAGCAUGUACCGCGAUCCAGAAGAGCGUCAAAAAGACUACGAUGAGAUUUACAACUUCAAGCACGUUCGCAAGGGAUUGAAAACUCAAGCGGCUCGUUGCAUGGACUGUGGCAUUCCAUUCUGUCAAUCGAAUGUGCACGGUUGCCCGCUCGGCAACAUCAUUCCAAAAUGGAACGAUCUUAUCUUCCAUGGUUCAUGGAAGGAAGCACUCGACCAAUUGUUGCAAACCAACAAUUUCCCUGAGUUCACCGGUCGCGUGUGCCCGGCACCAUGCGAAGGCUCAUGCGUCCUUGGCAUUUCCGAAUUGCCGGUAACAAUCAAGAACAUCGAAUGCGCAAUCAUUGAUCAUGCAUUUGAACAAGGCUGGAUCACUCCCAAGAUUCCUGAAAUUCGUACCGGUAAAAAGGUAGCAAUCAUUGGUUCAGGACCAUCUGGAUUGGCAGCUGCUGCACAACUCAACAAGGCCGGCCACACCGUUACGGUGUACGAACGCAACGAUCGUGUUGGCGGUCUACUCCAAUACGGCAUUCCAACCAUGAAAUUAUCCAAAGAAGUGGUAAAACGGCGCGUUGAUCUGCUCGCCGCCGAAGGAAUCAUCUUUAAAACGAACACCUUCAUUGGCAAAGAUGUGUCUGCCAACGAUCUGGUUAAGGACAACGAUGCUGUGCUGCUCACUACUGGCGCCACUUGGCCACGUGAUUUGCAAUUGCCAAAACGUGAGCUAAACGGCAUCCACUUUGCAAUGGAAUUCUUGGAGUCCGGACAAAAGAAACAAUUGGGCGGUACCAAAGAGAACAUUUCCGCUACCGGAAAAGAUGUUCUAGUCAUUGGUGGCGGUGACACAGGCUGUGAUUGUAUUGCAACAUCCCUUCGACAAGGUGCCAAGUCGAUUACAUCGUUUGAAAUUUUGCCAACUCCACCGCCAAGCCGAGCUGGUGACAACCCAUGGCCACAAUGGCCAAAAGUGUUCCGUGUUGAUUAUGGACACGACGAAGUCAAAGUCAAAUUUGGCAAAGAUCCUCGCCAAUACAGCACAACGACAAAGGAAUUCGUUGACGAUGGCAACGGUAACAUUAAGGGUGUGAACACCAUUCAAGUCGAAUGGACACAAAGUCCGACCGGGCAAUGGAGUAUGAAAGAAGUGGCUGGCUCCGAAAAAUACUAUGCAGCCGACUUGAUUCUGCUGGCAAUGGGUUUCUUGGGCCCCGAAAAAACCGUUCCAAAUGAGCUUGGUCUUGAGCUCGACGCACGUGGCAAUGUGAAAGCCGUCAAUGGACAAUAUGGAUCAUCCAAACCAGGCAUUUUCGCUGCUGGAGAUUGUCGACGAGGUCAAUCAUUGGUUGUAUGGGCUAUAACCGAAGGACGUCAAGCGGCGCGCCAAGUAGACACAUAUUUGAGUGGAGUGCAGAGCAAGCUGCCGGGGCCAGGUGGUGUCAUUGACUAUUGGUCAGCAGCCGCAUAAACGCCGAUACACAAAUGCACACACACACACACACAAAUACCCACACGCAGUCAAUUCUAUGAAAUAAAAUGAUACAAAACUAAUUGUACACUAUAAAUACGCAGCAGAGUAUUUAUUUUAACCUGAAAAAAGGAGAAAAUCAAUCGCAAAACACACAGAUAUAUAAUAUAUUUUACAAAAGAGAAAAACAACAACAAUAGCAAGAACAGAAAAAAAAAACGAAUUGCGAAGGGAAGAGAUUAUCAGGGAUGAUAAGUUUUACGUGGAAAUUUGGACUUAUAAUUUAGUUUGUGAUAUUUAUGUAAGGAAAACAAAAACAACCCUCUCCCCGCUCUUUUUGUUUAUUUUUUUUUUUUAACAUACAAUAUUUCCAUUCAGUAUAUCAUUAAACUCUCUCUCUCUCUCUCUUCUUCAUAUUAUCAAUUGUACUCUUCUUUUUGAAUUGGUUUUUCUUCCUUUUCCUCCCGUUUGCUCGAUUUUCCCCAUCGCAACAAAGAGCGACCAGAAUUUCGCUGAUUCUGAUCAUGUUCAGAGUAUUCGCAAAUUUCUCAUUUUUAGCUUCUCUAAGAGAGAAGUUCACUUUUGCAUGGGAAUUUAAAUUAAAAUUCGUUUUUAAUUAAACACAACACAACACCACAUCAUUUCAUUUUCGAAAUGUUUAUGCAAAUGGCAACGCAGGCUAGUAAAUUGAAACGAAAAUAAAUAAGAUAUAAUAUAUAACAAGUUGGAAUAUUAUUAGAAAUAUGGCGAGUUCACAUACAAAAACAACAACAAAAAAAAGUAUAAAAAUCUAUCCAAAUAUUAACUAAAAAGAAAA